Messenger RNA from Mustela lutreola (European mink), 3901 nucleotides. It is a transcript of the gene HS3ST5, whose product is annotated as heparan sulfate-glucosamine 3-sulfotransferase 5. The transcript has 3 exons. NCBI's taxonomy places the organism in Eukaryota, Metazoa, Chordata, Mammalia, Carnivora, Mustelidae. The record is from RefSeq and is a predicted model, not a curated record. The coding region runs from base 133 to 1170 and encodes 345 amino acids. Gene Ontology annotation, molecular function: [heparan sulfate]-glucosamine 3-sulfotransferase activity.
GGGAACAAGCCAAAAGGACCGGAGGUAGGUGAGAAGAGGCCAUGGAACAUCCACCGAGCAGAUAAUCCUCGCGGGACCCUUGCGAAGUGUCUAAAUGUAGGCUGCAGAAGUCCUGAAGGUUGAUGGAGGGCCAUGCUAUUCAAACAGCAGGCGUGGCUCAGACAGAAGCUGCUCGUGCUGGGAAGCCUUGCGGUUGGGAGUCUGCUGUAUCUAGUCGCCAGAGUUGGGAGCUUGGAUAGGCUACAGCCCAUUUGCCCUAUCGAAGGCCGAUUCGGAGCCCGCAGCCAGGCCGAAUUCCCUCUCCGAGCCCUGCAGUUUAAGCGUGGCCUGCUGCACGAGUUCCGGAAGGGCAACGCUUCCAAGGAUCAGGUUCGCCUUCAUGACCUGGUCCAGCAGCUCCCCAAGGCCAUUAUCAUUGGGGUGAGGAAAGGAGGCACCAGGGCCCUGCUGGAGAUGCUGAACCUCCAUCCAGCUGUGGUCAAAGCCUCUCAAGAAAUCCACUUUUUUGACAACGAUGAGAAUUACGCCAAGGGCAUUGAGUGGUACAGGAAAAAGAUGCCUUUUUCCUACCCACAGCAAAUCACCAUUGAAAAGAGCCCGGCGUAUUUUAUCACGGAGGAGGUUCCGGAAAGGAUCUACAAAAUGAACUCAUCCAUCAAGUUGUUGAUCAUUGUCAGGGAGCCGACCACAAGAGCUAUUUCUGAUUACACUCAGGUGCUAGAGGGGAAGGAGAGGAAGAAUAAAACGUACUACAAGUUCGAGAAGCUGGCAAUAGACCCCAAUACCUGCGAAGUGAACACAAAGUACAAGGCCGUGAGAACGAGCAUCUACACCAAACACCUGGAACGGUGGUUAAAGUACUUUCCGAUUGAGCAAUUUCACAUCGUCGAUGGAGAUCGCCUCAUCACGGAACCUCUGCCAGAACUUCAGCUCGUGGAGAAGUUCCUAAACCUUCCCCCGAGGAUAAGUCAAUACAAUUUAUACUUUAACGCCACCAGAGGGUUUUACUGUUUGCGAUUUAACAUUAUCUUUAAUAAGUGCCUGGCGGGCAGCAAGGGGCGCAUUCAUCCAGAGGUGGACCCCUCUGUCAUUACCAAAUUGCGCAAAUUUUUUCACCCUUUCAAUCAAAAAUUUUACCAGAUCACUGGGAGGACAUUGAACUGGCCCUAAAAUAGUAAGUCCUAUAACACUAUGUGUUGUGGCUGGAGACACACAAUGUCUCCUCUAGAUUAAAAUAUGCACUUUUCUUAGACACAACUAUCCAAGUCGUUUUUUCCAUGUAUACUUGUACAUACACAGUGUGUGACCAAAUUUGAGAUCAAUUCUUUUUCUAUUGAAAAGUUACAAAAAUUAAUUUGCUGUCCGACUAGUUGCAUCUUUUAAGCUAUUUACAAAAAGAAAAGGUGGUGGUAUUGGGGGAAAGUGACUUCAGCUCUUCUCAAAAAGCUUAGUCUUCCUUUGAGUAAGAAUUUGUCGCCCGCCAUUUUCAUAGAGUUAAGCCAAAAGAUUAUGUGUGAAAACGUACCAAUGGCUGUGAAGCUUCGGGAAGUAGAGGACCCACUUAUGCAUUCUUUUCGAAGGGAAAGCUGGCUCUUUAGUUCAGCUACUGAAUCGGUGCCGUGAAAACAGAAAAUACUGUUUUCUUAUUAUUUGAAAGAAUGUCAUAUCUCAUAAAAUUGACAUUGUCCCAAAGUUCCUGUGGUGAUUUUGCACUAUUGUUUUCUCGUAUAGACCAUGGUGUCACUUGUAGCAUGUCAAUCACACUUUGGAAAGUUAAAGUCCUUUUACUUCCAUGUUCUAUGUCAACAAAGAGAAAUGUCAUGUACAUAAUGUAUAUUGUUGUAAAUACUGGUUUCACACUAAGUAAUUCUAUUUUGUAAACGAAUAUGGCUAUUUAAUUUAUUGUGAAAAUUAAAUUUAUCGUGGUAUUUAAAAAUGGAAUGGAUUAAAAUUACUCUAUGUGCAACCUUUUUUUUUUUUUUAACUCGUUUUGUUUUACACGCCCCCUGCUGGCUCCCCAAAUCGAAGCUGUUCCUGUGCGAAUGAGCACACUUGGAAAGAUAACGCUUCUCCGCUGGAUUUCUGUACCCUUGUGAAAAUGUUUUUAUGAAGUGAGGUUGAAUAUAUUUAAAAAAAAAAAAACUCAGCCAUCUGGAAAUCUAGUCAUAGAGCCACCUCAAAGAAUACUAGCUCUUCUGCUACAACUUUGUAACAAUUAAUUUACAUGCAAUUGCUGCUGUGUCAGGAGAGAGACAGAAAUAUUUGAACAUAAUCAAGGCAUAGAAGAAUCACAAUUUUAUUUGAACCUCUAAUCAGAGUCAGACCAGUGGAGAAAUUAAAUAAAAUAAGAUUAGGAAACUUGUGUGGCGUCUGUACUGAAAGCUGCUGAUGCUUCACAAAUGAAUACAAACUCUCAGAACUCCCUCUUUGAGAUGAAAAAAAAAAUAUAUCAGUCUGCUCAGAAAUGAUCAAAUACAUAGUGGUGCUGUUACUAACGUAAACAUAUGGCUUCUAUUCCCAUCCAGAGAAAUUAAUGCUAAAUUGGGUGUGUGCUAAUAUCAGAUAUUCUGUAUCAUGCUUAAAUAUAAUUCCGAAAAGCCUGGAAAGAGGUAUGUCAACAGCAACCCAAAGACGGAUUUUUUCCCAAUCAUGGCUACUUAUCCGGUAGAAGAUGUUUGAGUGUUUGAGGGAGUUUUGUUCAACAUCACCUUGAGUGUGCCUAGAGAAAUCAGCGAAUUACAAUGGGUUCCCUUUUGAUUGUAGUAAGUGUUGAUUUUCUCCAUGAGUUGUUUCUCCUGUCCAGUGACUUGAUGGUGAACUUUUCUAAAUAAAUAGCCCUUUCCCCCUCUGGUGUCGGUAUAUAUUGCUUCUCAGGCUACAGCCUUAGUGAUCAUCUUUCCCCGUUUCCAUUAGCCAUGAUGCCAUUCUCCCAGCAUGGAAUAGACGUGACACCAGCACAAGCUGACAGGCCAGCGUCUCCCUUACCAUGCAGCGACUCUGGAGAGAGGGUCUCGGGUCUAGGUGCCAAUCCCUUCUCCCUCAAGCCAUGAAUGAAAUCAAACAUAAUGAAUGUAGCAUUAGAUUUCCUUGUGCCUCAACUGUCAGCAAGCUCUGAAUACUACACUCGAGGUCGUAAUUACAUGCCAUCAUCAAUUCUAUUGGAACUCUUUCUAGCGCACUGCGUAGCUCGUACCAUUAUUAUAACAGUAACUGUGAAAUUAUGCCCCACUGGAACACAGGUGUUUCCUAAAGUCAGCCUGAGUAUUCCACCAAUAAAACUGAUAAAUGGCAGCCUUUUCCUAAGGCAACGAGAGAAAUUUUUCUAAAACAAUGAAUAGAAAUUUAUCAGUGAUCAUCUUUUAUGUUCUACAUUUUUUCUUAAAUUUUGCUGCAGUUUCCAACAAUGUGUCUCUCAGAGUUUAUUCAAAGAUUCUAUUUGACUUAUACUGACUUUUCUCAUUGGUUAUUUUUGGCCCAGGAAGCCAACAUUUCUUCAACACACUCAGGAAAAAAAGGGUCUGUGAUUUCCAAUAGUUCUGCUUCCUGAAUAAGUUUGAGAAUUGCUUUAAACCUUGGAGCCUCCCCACAGGGGCCUAAAUCAGAGGGCAUGGACUGGAAGGAUGUUUUGGAAACAGGUUUCACUGCACUGGAAAAAAAAAAAAAAAAAAAAAAACAGCCACAGUCACUGCUGACUGAGCAACAUAGAAGUAAAAAUCCUAUAACUUAGUAGCUGACUUCCACUGGAGGUUUUAAACCUCCUUGUUUAGAAAAAUGUUUCCUGUUGUCACCAAACAGGCAGCAGACCUCUAGAGAAAUGCUCAGCUCAUUACCUUAGCCCUACCAGGGCUCUCUUGAAUAAGUCAUUCCUUUUACAUCAUGAAAUCUCUGUGUUCCUCCUGGA